This is a messenger RNA of Neodiprion virginianus, 8944 nucleotides long. RefSeq names its product disintegrin and metalloproteinase domain-containing protein 10-like. Gene Ontology annotation, cellular component: plasma membrane. Bases 1870 to 5226 code for a protein of 1118 amino acids. Gene Ontology annotation, biological process: membrane protein ectodomain proteolysis; Notch signaling pathway. Gene Ontology annotation, molecular function: metalloendopeptidase activity. The record is from RefSeq and is a predicted model, not a curated record. The transcript has 17 exons. Lineage: Eukaryota; Metazoa; Arthropoda; Insecta; Hymenoptera; Diprionidae.
CCGUAUGCCGUUGCGGUGACAUACGUCCUUCUAAACAGCAGAAGGAGCCCGUUACCGGUUUUCAAAUCGCGACAGUCGAAAAGCGCGGGAAAACUCGUUCCAUUUUCAAAAUUUCAAAUCUCACGCAGCGAUAAACGACCGCGUACACGAUCGCUGAAGUGAAGAAAAGACGCGUUAACGAUUCCCGGGCCGAAAACUGAGGCUGAAAACACACGUACAGCGCGCGCUCUUUGAGCCGCAGGUAAAUUGGUCCCAACGACGCUUACGCAGCGGUCUGAAGGAGAAUGUAAGGCCCCGAGACAGCGGUGCCAGAUCUAAGGAGAACCGAGCGAUGUGUAUCCACCUCGCGUGAAUGAAUCAUAGAAUGGUUCACCGUUCGGAUCAUUUCGCUCGCGAACAAAGGCCGCGGAGCUGAAUCCGAGGACUUUUUGAGACCGUUAGUGCAGCCUGGAGACUCCGGCGCCAUGUGCUCGUUUCUGCAUGCGGACCCAGAAUUCGCGAUUUCACCGCUUCGACGUUUCCACGUUUUCAGCGUCCUUCAUAGGUGAUAAUAUCGUUUAUUUUCCCUCGCGUGAUCGUCACGGACCGAGGAACUCGUCCCGCUGGUUAUCUUCCAAACCAGUCCUGAAUCGCACGUCGCGCCUUGGAGCGGACCUGUUUUUUUUUUUUUUAUUUUCGAGGAUUUUUGGUGCUCGGUUAGCUUGUGCAGAGUGUUUAAUUUCAUCCUCUUGUUGCAGCCAUUGCCUGGGUGAUGCAAAAUUGUGAAAUACCAAACGACACGAGCGCGUGUGUGUAUGUAUAUAAUAUAUGAUGUAUGUAUAUAUAUAUACAUCUAAAUCAUAACUGUAAAUGCAAAUUCAUCGUGUAAAUGUGUGUACAUGUGUGUUCAGUGCUGUCGAGUGUGUUUUAGUACCCGGGAUUUUAAAACUCACGGGUGGUAUUUAAUCGUUGAAACUGCAAUAACGCAGGUAAUUAUAAAUAAAAGAAAGAAGCUUCACAGGCAAGGAAGAACGAUACAGAGGAGCAAAAAGAAACACGACGAAAAUCGACGACGAAGUUCAACGCUCAAGAAAAAGGGGAAAAAAUUACAAGAACGAGAAACAAGCUUUGCUGCAGAGAUAGUCGUCCUAGCGGAAAACUAAUCCGAGAAACUUGAAUCGAAACAAACUAUUUUCACUGUGUACAUACCUAUAGAUACAUAUACAUGUGUGUUAAGCCGUGCAAAAGCCGAAACAACUGAAGUCAAAUCCCCAGAAAAGUGGAAAAAUUCCCCAGUAAAUUGUAACAGUGAUAAAUAGUGAAUCCAAAGUUUGGAUCGAUCAAUCAUAUAAUAACCACACGGUGACGCGGAGUGGUGAAAAUCCACGCGGAUUGAUCUAAAUAACCGAAACCUUUCAUGUCCCUAGAAAUAAACCUAAUUUAACGAGAAUCGAAACAACCGAAGUUGUUAAAUCCCCAGAAAAGUGGAAUAAUUCCCUUAGAAAAUUGUAACAUUGCAAAAUAGCGGAUCUAAAGUUUGUAUAAUCGAUCAAAGGUACACAAGUACGUUGACUAAGGUGAUAAAAAUCGAUUGAGAUCGGUGCUGAUUGAUCCAGAGAGCGGAAACUCCCGAUAUCCCUAGAAUAAAAUUUCAUUUCUCUGAAUCGCAAGGGUGAGAAAAAUAAAACAAAAAAAAAAAAAAAAAAAUUGGACAAACCCUGCGGCAGCUGGCAAGAUACUGACGGUUUGGGAGAAGUUAAGAACCAGCAGUGAUGCGCCUGGAGGAUAAUAGGAGCAGGAGCUGCAAAGGAGCUGCGGACGAAGAAGGAGGCAGCAGAUAGCGUCGGUGCUACGCACCUGCAGGCAGGCUCCUGCAGGCCUGGAAAGAGGAUGUCCUGCGGGAGAACGCGUUCACCGAUCACUCGGGGACGGUUGAUGCACCUGAUUCAGACCGUGGCUAUAUUCGCUGCCGCCUGCAUGCCCGUCCUGCUGGGCUCACCUCUUCACCCUCUGCCUCCGCACAGAGGAAUAUCGAGGGGCUCGUACAUCCGACAUUACGGUGCCGCAUGGUACGACACUGCAGCAUUGCGACAACAUCGUGAUCGCGUACGACGCGACACCUCUAAUGCUGCGAAGGACCAACCGCUCACUCUCCGUUUACACGCCCUCGACAAGAGCUGGACCAUCAAGCUGGUGCGGGACGGAAAUUUGUUCGCCGAAGACGCGGUAUUCGAGAGUUCGAAGGGCGCGAUUCCCUUCGACACAAACCGAGCAUACAUCGGUAGUAUUAUAGGUGACGAUAGCGCCAGCGUCCAGGGUGUCGUCACAGAGGAUGGCCUCUUCGACGGUACCGUCUCGGCUGGACUCGAGGAGUACUACAUCGAGCCCUCCAGCCGGUACUCCAGCCCCGAUGACGACUCCAGUCCGCCUUAUCACACCAUCGCCUAUCGGGCUUCCGACGUCACAUCCCCAGCUCAGCCCCUUCGCUGUGCCAGCCAGCACCUCCAGCAUGGCACCCUACGCGACAGCAUUGAUCGAGCAUCGAGAAAAGCGAAUGGUUCGUUGGAGGAGCCGCUGUACGAGCAUCUGGUGGACAAGGAGGUUCAGAACCAUGGUGGAUUUUAUUCCAACGAGGAAACAUCGAGGCAGUCAACAACGUCGGAGAGAAGUUACGAUCUUGAAUAUCUGGACAGAGUCUACAGGGAACGAUACGCCAGGCAUCUGCACAAGAGAGCAACCGUCGAUCCCAGAAAGACGACAUGCAUGCUCUACCUACAAGCUGAUCACCAAUUCUUCUUGAGGUACGGAACCGAGGAGGCUUGCAUCGAGGUCAUGACCAGACACGUCCAGAAAGUCAAUUCCAUUUACAAGCACACCGACUUCAACCAGGACGGAAGACCGGACAACAUAAGUUUCAUGAUAAAAAGGGUGAAGGUUCACAGCGGCGAGGCACUCAAGGAUCCCAACUACCGAUUCCCGGGAAAUUACGGCGUCGAAAAGUUCCUCGAGCUCUUUUCCGAGGAGGAUUACGACGCGUUUUGCUUAGCCUACAUGUUCACCUACAGGGACUUUGAGAUGGGUACACUGGGUCUGGCUUGGACAGGGGAUUUGAAGAACGCCGGUGGAGUCUGCGAGAAGAACGGACAUUAUCGGGGAAGCAUGAAAUCUCUGAAUACCGGUAUCGUGACGUUGUUAAACUACGGAAAACACGUGCCACCGGCGGUUUCUCACGUCACGUUGGCUCACGAAAUUGGUCACAACUUCGGAUCGCCGCACGAUCCGGAACAGUGCACACCAGGAGGGGAGGACGGAAACUUCAUAAUGUUCGCGCGCGCCACCAGCGGAGAUAAGAAAAAUAACAACCGUUUCAGCCCCUGCAGCAUAAGCGCGAUCAAUCCGGUCCUAAACACCAAGGCGCGUUCCCCGAAGGGAUGCUUCACGGAGCCCCAAGCUUCCCUCUGCGGAAACGGCGUCGUCGAGGAAGGCGAGGAGUGCGACUGCGGCUGGGAAGAAGAUUGCAGAGAUUCCUGCUGCUUCCCUCAGCGUCGUUAUCCACCCGCCGAAGAAACUCCCUGCCGACUUACUCCCGGCUCGAUUUGCAGUCCCAGUCAGGGCCCAUGCUGCACAACCGAAUGCAAACUGCAGUUCAAUGUCAAGUGCAGGGAUGACAACGGGUGCAGAGAUGCAAGUUUCUGCGACGGUCGUGUACCGCAUUGUCCACCGUCUAUCAACAAGCUGAACAAGACGGUCUGCAACGACGAGCUGGUCUGCUUUAUGGGGGAGUGCACGGGGAGUAUCUGCCUCGCCUACGGACUGGAAUCUUGUCAGUGCAUUCCAGGGCCAACCGAUCCACCCACGAAGGCCUGUGAACUCUGCUGCAGAGAGCCUGGCGAGAAUAAGCCUUGCCUUUCGUCCUUCGACUGGAACAAACGGCCCUACGAUAUUCCGGACAUGUUUUCCAAGCCUGGAACACCCUGCAAUGACUACAACGGAUACUGCGAUGUGUUUCAGAAAUGCAGAGAGGUCGAUCCGAGCGGCCCUCUGGCUACUCUCAGGAAGCUCCUUCUCUCCGAUGAAAGUCUCGCAUCGUUUAAACGAUGGGUAGCCGAUCAUUGGUACGCAGUGGCGCUCAUAGUUCUUGCUGCAAUCGCUCUUCUGGUGGCGAGCACGAAACUGUUGGGGAAGCGGCCCGAUCUCAAGUUGAAAUCGGUAACGAUAAUCCACAGCUCAACGACGGAGACGGUACGUCUACCACCGGAAGGAGAGGGGGGAGUCACGGUUCAUCCACCAGCGGUCAGGGCGAAACUUCCGUUGAGCCGGAAGGUCAGAGAGAAGAGACGGCGCCGGAAGCAUAACAAGAAUGUGACUUCGGUCUCCAAGGAGAAAGCACCAAAGGUUGGAAAAAAGAAGAGAGUAGCCCCGGAAGGGGCAGCGGCAGUGGCAGCGGCGGCGGCUGUGGCGUUAGUGGUUCCGGGUGCAGGAUCACCGGGGACAGUGACAGCGAUAGAUGAGGUGAGUUCGCGUAAACGAGUCGCUGAGGUGUUACUGGCGUCGGGAGUUCGAGGGAAGAAGACGUCUAAGGAAAAGGUCCAGGGUUCGGCGGAGUCCAACAACAACAUAAACAACGGACUGAACAAGAAGCGUCGAAAAAAGAAAGAGGUGAUCGACUACUCGGCGGCUCAGGCGGAAAACGACACGACGACUUCGAUAGCCGACUCAGACCCAAAGAACAAGGUACGAUCCUGGCUGAUGGCAUCGCAGGGUAGAGCCGAGGAGCCGUCCUGCCUGCCUAAAAGCAAGUCGACUCCUGCGGGUCUGACGUCGGGUGGAGGUGGCAGAAACGCGACGGGUCGAACGCGGCAAGUUACGUUGCGACGACCGACUGACCCGAAGGCUCGGAGUCUCGGAUCCAUCGCCAGAAGCAGCGAGAAGAGCGACAGAGUGCGGCUGCAGGUUGUCUACAAGCCGCCGUUCAAGUUCAGCGUCAAGCUUCGCAAGGCUGACAAAGUUGGCGCCACCGGCGCCGCUCACGCUGCCCCCUGUCGGACCGGUGCGCCUCGGACAGGGGUUCUCAUCCGGACCACGCCAGGUAAAACGAAGCACGCAAGGACCAAGCAGCGCACAGCGACCAAACCUGCCAACGUCUCGGCGCCGGAUCACGCCGCCAAUUCGGACCUCCACACCGUCCCGUCGGAUCUUGAGGUACUGCUUUCCGAAUGCGAAUUUCUUUUUACCGAUAACGCGUGACCCCUGCCCCCUUUAUCUCGCGUUGCCGAUGUCUCAGCGACGCGGUGAUCGUCGAUGUUUCGUUUUUCCUUUUGUUCUGUUCUGUUAUUGUUCCUCUCGGAAGACUAUCGAUAAUACGUUGAUAUGUUUUUAAUUUUAUUUCCAUGAGGGUAAAGUAGAAGAACUUUUUGCGAGGGAAAAAGUAGUUGAGAAUGAAAUAAAAGUUUGAACGAGUAAAAAAUGAAGGGAAAAUCUCAAAAAAAAAAUGUAUAUAUAUAUAUACCAUGUGAACCAACUGUAUUCCUCUACUCGAUAAUAUAUAUAAUAAUUAUACGUGCACCUAAAAUGAUCGGAAGGUGGAAAGAAUUUAAAGUGUUGAUUAUCGAUAGUUGAUGAAACGGUUCACCAUCGGAAAUCUGAAUAUCAACUAAAUUUUUGAUGAAAAACAAAAGUGCUAUUGUACGACUGAUCGCGAGUGAAGUGAAAACAUCCAACAUAAUCUAUAAACGUGACGAUAAUGUGCGAACAAUUUAAAAAUAAUUAUCGUAUAAUAACGACAAUGGACUUGCGAAAAUAUAUGUUAAACAUCGAUGCAUUCCAGUUCGGUGUUUAUAGUUUGAAAUAACCGAGAAAAAUGUGAUCCUGGUAUGUACAUGUGAUAUGAUAUUUCCUUGUAUAUACGUGUAGUUGUAUUGUAAUAAGAAUUAUCGAUAUUACGAUAAAUGCGAAGCUUGUGGUGCUUGUUGUGGUUUUUAAAAGCGUCGAGUGCCAUCGACAAGGAUGUAAAUAACGGCGUUAACGACGAUUAAUAAAUGUACAUUGUGAACUUUAACCAAAUACUACUUAAAACGAUAAUUAUAACGUGCAGCAGAAACCCUUAUGAGUAUUUAACUACACAUACAUCGUAACUAUAUGUGUAUAAGAAAAUUUAUAUGCCGAGCGCAUGAACGGAGGAGUUGAGUGUAUGUAUAGUAUAUACAUAUUAUAUAUUUUUUGAAAAUUGUAAAUAAAAUCGUUGUAUUCUCCGCGUUCUACUCUGUCCGUUCUUAGUUCGAUUAUGAGGCAGACGUGAAUCAACUGUUAAUUAUAGUUAUGGUGGUUUAAUAUAAUAUGUCCUUAUACUUCGACAUGUACUAAAAAAAAAAAAAAAAAACAUAAAUAAGACUCGAAAUUAUCGUACGGAAUAUAAUAUCGAUGCUCCGACUGUGUCGUAUAAAAAUUAUACACAUAUAUAUGUAAUCGAAUCCUUCCGUAGCUCGAUGUUCUCAAUUUUAUUUUCCUUCUUUUAAUUUUUUUUUUUAUAUUUUCAUCCAAUGGUGUGAAUUUCAGAAGAAUUCCUGAAGACUGAUUCAGGAAGUGUUAAAUAAAAAAUUGAUACCCAUGAAUUUCCGUUGAUCGAAAAUCUAAAUUGAAAAACUCUUAAGAAAGCUUUACGAAAUUUUUAUUUACUUUGAAAAUGGAGCAGCGAGUUUGAAAAUUAUCAGCGAAAAUUUACUUCACGCAUAACUUUGUCAAUUUUCCGAAUGAUUUAUAGAUUUUUUGCGAAUAUAUCUAUAGUUCGUAGAAACGCCCAGCUAAAUGUAAAAUCCUGGCAAAAAUAUCGCUUCUUAACCACGAAUCACGUCCCAGUUUUUUUCCUCCCGUCCGUUUAAUUUUUCCUUUGAAUUUCGGACCGCGGUCGAAUUGGCGAGUUUCACCGAAUUCGUACCGAAUAUUUGAAUCACAUACGUAUAUUACAACCAUAGACUUGUGGGCAACGUGGAGGGGUUGAAAUCUGGAAGGUAUAAAGUCAGCUUAUAUACGCGAUAUUAUACCAGCUAGAUUCUAGUUUUAACCUCGUUACCGAAGUAAUUGGAAAAGUUCUGUUGGGUUGGUGGGAUCGAGAAUCGCAAACUGCACCGACGGACUAGCGGUGAAAAUUUACAAAUAACGAAAAUUUCUCCACAUUUCGUGAGAAAUGCACAUUUUACACGAAUUAAAAAUUCUUCAUCCCUGCAUCAAAUACACGAAUGAUAAUUUAUAAUUUAUACAGAUAUAUAUUUGUGAGCAAUAUUCACACGUAAUUGGAUCACGGUGAAACGUUAGUUCAAUCAGAUUCACCCGCCCCGUCGAAAUAUAAUACCUGUAAUUAAUUUGAAAUUAAUGCGUUCUUUGAUACCGGGCAGCCUCUCAGCGAAUUCGAUACUCAUUAGUCCUUUCGCUCUGAUAACACACACGGCCCACAGAUUUAAUUAAUUAGACAGUGACGAGAGAAGAGUGUUAAAGGCAACAGGCGGUAAAGACAAAAUAAAGAACGGAGAGCAAACAUUAUCGUAUACGUAGAGAUAAAAUAAAGGAUUUGGAUAUUACGGUUGAAAAAUUCCCUCCGAAAUUUACACGCUGCAGUUUUAUAAUUUUGGAGGAGAACAACGGAGGAGAAUAGAAAAAAAAAACUGAACUUUUCGUCAGAUCGCUGUGAUUGAAUUAACAACGUUGAAAUUACUUUUUAUUUUAGUAAUGCCAAUGAUAUAUUUCUUCCUCUUAAUUCUCUCGAUACGUAUAUUACAUAUAUCGAGGAUUGUGAUCAUUUCUAGAUUUUACGAGGUGUGUUUAAUAUCGUCGUUUUAUGAUUGCAAAAUUCAUGCGGCACGAUCAUUUGGCAAACGGUGUAUAUAUCGUACGUUAAUCCACACGUUUUAUUGCUUCGUUAAUAAAAAUUAAUAAUCUGCACAGUCAACGCUCCGUUCUGUGUAAAUAAUUAAUUCCCUCACUGACGGACAGUUUUAGUCUCCAUUUUUUAUUUCUGAAUCGAUAUUUCUCAACGGAUUCAAAAAAUUAUAAAUGUAAAAUGGAAUUUAAAAAAAAAAAAUAGAAAAACGAAAUCGUAACUAACAUUCCAUAUUUUGCGAAUUGUCUUCCAAUCUAUUUCCUAUAUCAUAUUGUAUGUACCAUGUAUAUAACAUUGUUCAUUUAUGUAUAUAUAUAUAUAUAUAUAUAUAUACAUGUAUAUAAAUAUUUAAAUUCGACAUGAUUAUGUACCGAUUAUACGAGAGACACGACAGUCUGCCUCGUUCGCAUAUUAUACAUGAUACACAUAUAGGAAACAAUAAAUACAAACAUAAAUAAACGUAUUGAAUACUAUAUAAAAUUUAUUACAUAAUAUCCUUGUAUAUCUAUUAUAGCAUAGGUAAGAAUUAUAAUGAUAUGUGUAAAAAGAUCGACUACGAUAUCGGACGAUACACGUGAAACUUCAAUAUUCAUGUACCGAUUUCAUUUCCUUUGAAUUGUAACUGAAGCGAAACAGGCAGAGUAGUGAUUUUUAUUAUCUUGUAAUACUCACUAAUCACUGAUUGUUUUAUUGUAAUUUCGCGAUGAUUGUUAAAUUUAAUCCCGUGAAUCUGUCGAAUUGCUGGCAAUUCGUUUGAAGGUUGAAUGAAUUAAGAAAUAUAUUAUACCGAGUCAAGAAACAGAUAAAAAAGUACUUAAAGCAGGAAUAAGGAAAGGCAGAGAAAAACACUUCUAAAAUGACACAUCACAAUAUUGUAACUCGACGAGAAAUAGAUCGACGUUACGAACAAAGUCCGUCUGAGGUUCAACAACAAACUAUAGCAACUAUAUAUUAUACAUACAAUAUGCAUCAUAUGUAACGUAUACAUAUAUUAUGUAUAUAUAUAUAAUACUUGUACAAAUGCUAUUGUAAUAUGUACGCGAUUGAUUAGGGAAGAAGAAGAAAAUAAAAAUGCACCAACAGAAUACGAAA